This is a messenger RNA of Sycon ciliatum, 5283 nucleotides long. Its product is annotated as protein sidekick-2-like. The record is from RefSeq and is a predicted model, not a curated record. Gene Ontology annotation, biological process: axon guidance; protein phosphorylation; ephrin receptor signaling pathway. Lineage: Eukaryota; Metazoa; Porifera; Calcarea; Leucosolenida; Sycettidae. The transcript has 11 exons. Bases 129 to 3833 code for a protein of 1234 amino acids. Gene Ontology annotation, molecular function: transmembrane-ephrin receptor activity; protein binding. Gene Ontology annotation, cellular component: plasma membrane; dendrite.
CACCGAAAGUGGCAUAUUCUAGCUCAUCAACAUCAAUUACUGCGAUUUUUACUGCCUACGAGCCAAUAACAACGGAAUUCUGCGUGAACUCCAGCAAUAUAGGCGUACACUGUGGCAAUAGUUCAAUCAUGACUAUACCUGGCCUCAGCCCGUACACUGUCUACUCAGUGUUCGCAUACGUCAAAACAAGCAACAUACGCUCACAGUCCACGGCUGCAGUGACGAUCAGGACCAAUGCUACAGCUCCAAUCGCUGCACCAGGCAACGUCACAAUGUUGACCCCAACAGCAAUAUCUAUAAACCUCAGCUGGACUGCUGUGGACCCAUACAAGCUGAAGGGCGGACUGGUUGCGUAUCACAUCGAUCUCUUUCUUCCGAAGGGCUGUAUCGUUACUUCAACCAAGACAAAUAACACCCACAUCUCAGUCGGCGGGUUAACAUUUGGCACAACAUAUACCGUAUCAGUGACGGCCGAGUCAACGGGAGGCCUCAGCAGCUACAAAAGUAACUUGCAAGUCUCCACAAUUCAGGAUGUGCCACCACCUCCAAGCAUCAGAUAUCACCUAUCAACUGCAACAACAAUAAUUGUAAUAUUUGAGACACUCAGUGGCCAUUUUACAAUUGACCAAUACUGCUGCAUGUGGAACCGUACGACAGUAUCCGGUACUCACUUGCCAACAGCACCUACAAUAACCUGCAGCAACGUCACAUCCAUCGUACUCGACAACCUGGAUGAGGACUCCACGUACACUCUAAUCGUGUUUGCUGUCAACACUGCUAUGGAUAACAGCUCACAUUCAACACCGUUCAACCUCACAACUCAACCUGCAGCCCCAUCGGAGCCACCCGCAUCUGUGAACAUCACGGAUGUCAACAGAACAUCACUCACUGUAGUAUGGGAUGAAGUACCCUUAUUUGGUCGCAACGGUCCAAUCACACAAUAUCUAGUCCAGUACAACAGCCAGGAACAACGCGUUGGAAGUGAUCAGCUCUCGCUCAGAUUGGAUGGCCUUCAACCUAACAAAUACUAUACGAUCAGCGUGUCAGCUAUUGGAUAUCAAUGUGAAGAAAGACCACCGAAACGUGGAGCAGGUGAUAAAACAAUUGAAGCUGUACCUGAUGCGCCGACAAUCACACUGACCUCAACGCCAACCAGUGUGAAGGCGGACAUCGUGUCCAAUUCGCCAGACUGGAAUGUUACGCGAUACUGUGUCAAGGCUGCUGCCAAGGCAACUGGGGACAAUCAGGUGAUACCGCCUUCUCAGUUGCCACCGACUGUACUGAAUUGCACAGAUACUGGUACAAUUGAGAUUUACAACCUCCAAGAGUUUGUUCUCUACACAGUGAGCGGCUGGGUGCUGAAUGGUAGAGGAGAAGCUGGCACUGCGACCGUCAAAGAUCAUAAAACUCUACAGGCAGUGCCAAGUCAGGCUCCUGCAGGACUCACUGUCACGGACAUCACGGACACCUAUGCUAAGUUCCGGUGGAAUGCCAUUCCCCUACUGGAACGGAAUGGAGUAAUCAGAUCCUACCAAGUGAGUAUCACUGCUAUCUCGCCUAUCCGUGGAUCUGUGAGACUGGCUUUCGUUGCCCCUGCUCUCAGUGGAGACAUUGGACGGUUGAAACCAUACACGACCUAUGAGGUCGUCAUUGCUGCUGAAACUACGGUUGGUCAAGGUCGCUUGUCUAAUGCUACGUCAUUCAGGACGAAGCAAGCCGCCCCAAGCAUUGGACCUACAGUGAUCAGCUCCACGUAUGUGAAUAGCACUGCUCUACGACUGACCUGGAAAGCGCUUCAAGACCACGAACUCAACGGUGUCUUAGUACGCUAUGAUGUCAGGAUUUCUGGCCCAGAAAACAACACACGAGUUUACAACGUGGCUCCUAGUGUCACAACGCGCAUCAUACCCAACCUUAACAUCAACACAGUGUACGGUAUGUCUGUGCGGGCUGUUAACCAGGCUGCACCUGGACCGUUCAGCAAUCCAGUGUUACAACGAACAGAUGAAUUCACUCCCGAUGCUGUUACAAACGUCAGCGUUGAGUUCGAGACAAACACUACCAGUGUGACUGCCAUUGUCUCCUGGACGCCGCUGACAGAGAGCAGGGGAAUCAUUACUGACUAUACGAUUUUCUACAGUGAACUUAACUCAACAGAGGAGGCGCAGCUGAAUACUUCCAUGAGCGAUCUGACAGGUUACAAAACAGCAACCGUCUCUGGGAAGGAGAGCAAUGCAUUGAUUCAUGCAAUAGUAGAACGGACACCCUGUGCGUUUGUUCUAGUUGCAAGCACCAGAAUUGGUCCGGGUCCGGCAAGUGAGCCAGUCUUCUCACCAGGAGCUGCACUGUAUCCUGGCCAGCCAAGGCAGAUCGAAACCAGAUUCAUUGAUCACAGCACAGCCGAGCUGACUUGGAAACGCAGCUUAACAGGAGGCAAUCCAAGCAGCUACAGAAUGUUUGCGUUCUAUGAGGAAGAUUAUGUGGAAGAGCAACAGCAGCAGCAUCGUCGUCAUCGCAGUGUUGAGUUGAAUGCUACCCUGCUGAAUAUCAGUCAGGAUGUAGGAGGCGAAGAGUUAACAGGGCGCAUUGGAAACCUCCCCGCUGGAAAGCACUACGCAUUUGACGUGAUUGCAAGGGUGGAUUUCAGUGGCAACGUCUUGACGAGUCCGAAUACCCUUGACUUCAGCAACAUGACCACUACGUACCUGCAGCCUCAAAUUGAACAAGGAACUAGCAACACCACAGGCUUGGUUUUGGGAAUCCUAGCAUCUCUUAUUCUGCUCUCUUUCAUCAUCAUUUUUGCACGAAAAUACCGCAACAAAGCCAAGUCCGAAACUGGGGGCGGUGGUUGGGCUUCACCGGGAACUUCAUUCAUCUUCAUGAAGAAACAGAGCGCAACGGCGAUCAUUGACAAAAGCGCACCAGCAGAUGAGGAAGAGACAUUACAAACCGAGGACAAACGAUAUGGUGAAGUGAGAGUCGAGGGUUCUAAGAAGAGUGUGCCAGCUUAUAUAGAGGUGACUGAAAAUCCCUCAACCUUACCCCGGGAUAUGGCUGAGCCCAUGGCAAAGAGUAUUCCACUUUACUUAGACGCGUUUGAUGGUCCUUCAACCCAACCCAGCGGUGUGGCGGAGGUGGUGGAAAACAGCGAGCCUGCCUAUCUAGUCUUGAUGGAAGGUCCUACCAACCACGUGCAGGAUAUGGGCGAGGUGAAGAAAAGGAUUGAGCCUGCCUAUAUCGAUGUGUUUGGACCCCCUUCUAGCCUGCUCAACCCGGUCAUUGUCACAGACAUCUGGGAAGCUUCUGAAGGUGAUGGAGUGUAUGACACACAUGCCGGAACUGAAGCAGAUGGAGCCACAGAUGUGACAGGGGAACGAUCUCCAUCAUAUAUCGACGUGUCAGAGAUCACAUUUAACAACGCGCAGGAUGCCACAGCAACAGAAGGACGUGGUGAAGUUGCGAAAGAUGAAGCUUCCCAGGAGAUAGCCGAGAGCAAAAGAAACCAAACGGCAGAUGUGACGAAGAAACGUGCGCCACUCUAUAUCAAUGUUCCCGGACACCAGUCGCGGCAAACCCAGGCAGCCACGGCGACAGAAGGAGCUUGUGAGACUGGUCAAGAUGAUGUGAUUCAAGACAACGGAAUUGAAGAUGACCCGUACGAUAACCCGCAGGUGAUGAACACGAGCGCAUCACAUUAUGUCAACAUUGCAAGGAUCCCGUCACGUCACCGUCAAAGCUUCACUUUCACACAAGGAGUUCAUGACACCGCUGAAGACGAUGAUGUGUAUGAGAAAACACCUUGCGAUGGUCUUGGUCGCGACCUGGGUGCCUAAGCACAGGAAGAAAGCAUCUCUCUCUCUCUCUCUCUCUCUCUCUCUCUCUCUCUCUCUCUCGCUCUCUCUCUCUCUCUCUGUCUCUCUCUCUCUCUCUCUGUCUCUCUCUGUCUCUCUGUCUCUCUGUCUCUCUGUCUCUCUCUCUCUCUCUCUCUCUCUCUCUCUCUCUUGUUCUGGCAGUCUGUUUGCAGUAGUUUCAUUACAAAUCUCAACAUCCACAUCAAGCCACAAGCGCUAGCAAGCGCUAGCAAGCUACUGCAUUGACCGGCACACUUGUAAUUGUUUUCUGUUUUUGUUCUUUUUCACUUCAAUAACACUGUUUUGCACUGCUUCGGUCAAAAUGGACCUGGAAAUGUUCCUUGGUUGGCCAACUAGUUUGUACUGACAAUGUAAUAAUAAAGAUAGGAACACCGCAUUUGCAAGAGCGCAGGUUAAUAUUCACAGAGAUAACUGGUGACCAUUAAUUUUGGACUUUGCUCGUUGGCACCAAUAUUGCGCAUUUUUCUUAUCAUAAAAAAGGAGCGUACUGCUUUGGCCUAUUUGCUCCCUAUCGUAUCGACGAUCGAAAAUUUACUCAAUCGCAUUUCUUCCUCAUUUCUCAUGCAUUCUUGAGCACAAACGAGGGGUAACAUUGCUAUCGAAACUUUACUCACCACUUCCAAUUUGAUGUGUGAUGUCAUCUCCAAGACACCCUUCCCUUCCUUGUGCUCUGCGUUUCCUUUGCCUGCAUGCAUAGUUACCCAUGGCAUUCAUCCCUGUUCAGUUUUCCAAUUACUAUAAUGUUCUAAUCAAUAUGGAAUGCAAUUGCACAAGGCUUGCUGGCUCUUGCUAUACUUUUUCUCCUCUGUUUCCUCGCGAAUGCCCGCUCAUUGCAUUGUUUCCUAUUCGCGUUGUUUACUUCAAAGUGAAAUCCAAAACAAUCAUCUUGGUUAUGCUUCUUGAUCAGCCCAGUAAUGUUUAACAUAAUAACAGGCUUUAUAAAACAGCCGCACAAGAAUAGAUCAUUGCCUGGUUUCUUCUUCUGGUUUUUCAUGUCUCUAUCCAUCUCUUUAUAUCCCUAGCUGCUUUCGGUGUGUUGGGUGUUCGGUCUCAACGCCUCUCCUUCUUCACGUUUCUUCUCUUCUCCGUAGCGUUCUCCUGCUAUGGAAGGGCUGCAUUUGGCAUCACCAGUACAGAUGAAUACGCUCAUAAUAACUAACGUGAUAUAACCAAAUCCACUGCUGUCCAACUGUAUUCAUAUUUUGCUGUUGUUCCCCGUUUCUCUGCAUGGCUGUGCACAUUGAUAGAUUAAUGAGUGAAUUAUAUCCAAGUAAUAGGAUGGCUCAACUGCCUUCGUCUUGCUGCUGCUGUUGCGCGAGUUUGCCUAAGCCGAUGAUGGCAGCUUCAUCUGGAUAAUGUAGUGCUUGUCAGGCAAACACUUAGCAUGGCAUGGUGGUGCGGGUAGAUGAAG